Messenger RNA from Microcebus murinus (gray mouse lemur), 490 nucleotides. It is a transcript of the gene SEM1, whose product is annotated as SEM1 26S proteasome subunit. Gene Ontology annotation, cellular component: proteasome regulatory particle, lid subcomplex; proteasome complex. Lineage: Eukaryota; Metazoa; Chordata; Mammalia; Primates; Cheirogaleidae. The record is from RefSeq and is a predicted model, not a curated record. Gene Ontology annotation, biological process: double-strand break repair via homologous recombination; proteasome assembly; mRNA export from nucleus.
UCCUCGAGUCUCUAUGGUAGCAACUACCUCGGAGGCUGCGGGGACGGUGGCUGCCGCGUUGAGGAAGAGUGAGGCUUCCAACUUUCCUACUGAUCUGGGAGGUACUGGGCGCAGAGGGUCGCGAUGUCAGAGAAAAAGCAGCCGGUAGACUUGGGUCUCUUAGAGGAGGACGACGAGUUCGAGGAGUUCCCUGCCGAAGACUGGGCUGGCUUAGAUGAAGAUGAAGAUGCACAUGUCUGGGAGGAUAAUUGGGAUGAUGACAAUGUAGAGGAUGACUUCUCUAAUCAGUUACGAGCUGAACUAGAGAAACAUGGUUAUAAGAUGGAGACUUCGUAGCAUUCAGAAGAAGUGUCGAAGUAACCUACACAUGAACUGUUUAUUAAAUUUUAGGACAGAGAACCCAGGCUGGGACCUAAAAAUAUGUUUAUUUCAUUAUCUGCUUGGCUUUAUUUUUGUUUUUGUAACACAAAAAAUAAAUGUUUUGAUCUAA